AUGGAAGAAGAAGUAGCAAGGAGGAAAUUGGUCAUUGUUGGCGAUGGAGCCUGUGGCAAAACUUCACUACUAUACGUGUUCACCCUAGGAGAGUUCCCCACCGAGUACAUACCAACUGUUUUCGAAAACUAUGUGACUGACUGUCGCAUUGACGGGAAGGCGGUGCAAUUGGCAUUGUGGGAUACUGCAGGACAAGAAGAAUAUGAGCGUUUACGACCCCUAUCUUACAACAACUCCCACGUCAUUUUAAUUGCAUUCGCACUAGAUACCCCCAAUUCGUUUGAGAAUACGCGAUCCAAAUGGGUGCAAGAGGUUAAGAAAUACUGUCCCAACACACCGUAUAUUUUAUGUGGUUUGAAAAAGGAUUUACGAGUAAAUACAAAGGACCGUCGGCGUUUUGUUCAAGUCGAUAUGGGUGAAGAUAUGGCCCGUAUGAUUGGGGCAAAGACAUAUUUAGAAAGUUCAGCAUUGACUGGUGAGGGUGUUGAUGAUAUAUUUGAGUAUGCAACGAGAUUGAGUUUACUCCAAGGUUCAAAACUGAAUGAUAAGUGCUGCACGAUUUUAUGA
Molecule: messenger RNA, 567 nt
Organism: Lodderomyces theae
Lineage: Eukaryota; Fungi; Ascomycota; Pichiomycetes; Serinales; Debaryomycetaceae
Gene: RHO2
Product: Rho family GTPase
Exons: 1
Coding region: 1-567 (188 amino acids)
Biological process (GO): small GTPase-mediated signal transduction
Molecular function (GO): GTP binding; GTPase activity
Source: RefSeq, a predicted model, not a curated record